Castor canadensis (American beaver) is the source of this 947-nucleotide messenger RNA. RefSeq names its product abhydrolase domain containing 10, depalmitoylase (gene Abhd10). Gene Ontology annotation, cellular component: mitochondrion. Gene Ontology annotation, biological process: protein depalmitoylation. Gene Ontology annotation, molecular function: hydrolase activity, hydrolyzing O-glycosyl compounds; palmitoyl-(protein) hydrolase activity. The record is from RefSeq and is a predicted model, not a curated record. Lineage: Eukaryota; Metazoa; Chordata; Mammalia; Rodentia; Castoridae.
AUGGCGGGCAAGGGGUUGUCAGCUGUGGCGUCUUGGGUACCCUGCCGGAGCUGGGGCUGGGCAGCCGUCCCCUUUAGCCCGCAGCGUAGCCUCCUCUCGUUGCUUGCACCGAAGCCCCCGCGGGCGCCCUUUUGGCUCCCAGCUUGCAGACAAAAGACAUCACUCUCUUUCCUUAGUCGACCAGACCUUCCAAACCUGGCUUAUAAGAGUCUAAAAGGCAAAAGUCCAGGAAUUAUCUUCGUCCCUGGCUAUCUUUCUACUAUGACUGGUACAAAAGCAUUGGCGAUUGAGGAGUUUUGCAAAUCUCUAGGUCAUGCCUAUAUAAGGUUUGACUACUCAGGAGUUGGAAAUUCAUAUGGUAACUUAAAAGAAUGCACAGUGGGGAAAUGGAGAAAAGAUGUGCUUUCUAUAAUUGACGACAUAGCUGUAGGACCACAGAUACUAGUUGGAUCUAGCCUUGGUGGAUGGCUCAUGCUUCAUGCUGCAAUUGCACGGCCAGAAAAGGUCGUGGCUCUUAUCGGCAUAGCUACAGCUACAGAUGGCCUUGUGUCACAGUUUCAUCAGCUUCCUGUUGAGGUAAAAAAGGAAGUAGAGAUGAAAGGUGUGUGGACCAUGCCAUCAAAAUACCACGAAGAAGGGUUUUACCACAUUCAGUACAGUUUCAUUAAGGAAGCAGAGCACCACUGCUUGUUACAUAGCCCUAUUCCUGUGAACUGCCCUAUAAGAUUGCUCCAUGGCAUGAAGGAUGACAUAGUGCCUUGGCAUACAUCCAUGCAACUUGCCAAUCAAGUACUUAGCACAGAUGUGGAUGUCAUCCUCCGGAAAAACAGUGAUCAUAGAAUGAAGGAAAAAGCAGACAUUCAACUUCUCCUUUACACUAUUGAUGACUUAAUUGAUAAGCUUUCAACAAUGUCUUUGCAGAAAUAAUACAAAUUGUGACCAAAGUA